Molecule: messenger RNA, 1329 nt
Organism: Phanerochaete carnosa HHB-10118-sp
Lineage: Eukaryota; Fungi; Basidiomycota; Agaricomycetes; Polyporales; Phanerochaetaceae
Exons: 3
Coding region: 1-1329 (442 amino acids)
Source: RefSeq, a predicted model, not a curated record
AUGUCCCAGUAUCCAGACGAAGAGCUCCCCACAGAAACGUGGUCCUUGCAAGAAUUCGUCAACUACGCGGAAGCCAUCAUCCACCAGGGAGCGGCGACGCGGGCUAUUCCAGCCUUCGUGAAGUUCGCUCUUGCCGGCAGAAUAUCCACAGCUCAAGGUGAAAAGCGAAUCAAUAUCGAUGUCUUCAAAGAUUGCAUAUCACUCAGCGACCUCAGCAAUAUCACGCUCACUCGAGACUUUGACUCUCUCAUCGGUGUUACAACCAACUUGCCCUUCCGAAUACCUCUCGCUGUCUACCCCGCCGCGCCAUUCAGGGAUAGUCUAGCAAAGUCCAACCAUCUGAAAAAGUUCAUACAUUUAUCGCAAUGGGAUCGCCCAAUGAAGGUGGACCUACACAAGAUCCCCAACAUCUGUCUUUCCACAGCCGAACUGCGUCAGAAGACUCUGGUCUUCUUCCCUCACAUGUACCAGCGUGGAGAAGACCAGCGGGUCACCAGUGAGGAAUUGGAGAUGUUCUACGACAAUUGCCUUAGGCCUGCGGUUGCAACUGUGCUCCCCCAGUCCAUUUCUCACUGGCCGGUUAACUAUCGUGCAUGCCUUAUGUCCAUGAGAGACGAAAGACAACAAUUUCACUUCAGCAGACACGACAUCCCCCCUCAUCUUCUUUCUGUCUUCUGUGAUGCACUCAGGAACAAUCUAGAUCGCCACACAUACUUCAAGAACAGCUUCUUUGUUCACGAGUGGCGAGGAACCAAAUCAGCUACUUUACAUUCCCCAGAAGAUACAGAUGCAUGCGACCAGGCUUUAGAAGAUACCUUCAAGAUUAUCGAUAGGGAUAACAUGUUUCAUGCCGAAAAUGAAUGGUAUAUCGAUAUCGGGCUGGAGAUCCAAUCGCCUGACUUAGUACUCCAGUGGAGAACAAAGAACCUGUAUCAAUCGUCUCAGCUGCCGUUCCGUUGCGCCAUAGUGAAGACUGCAUCCCCUUCAACCUGGGAGACCACCUUUUUUAACCGAUUUUUCCCAACCACCGAUAUGCAGAAACAACGGCCGAAGACCACUUACCAUUAUGGCUCGUGCAGUUACUGGACGCGAUGGCUGGUCCUCACGGCCAAAGUGAGAAUAGGCGGCCAAAAAACUAUACGUGGAAAACUGCUCGUUCAGUUCCGUGAGCUGACAUGGCUGCCAUGGUCAUCCAGUGACCGUAUUUGGGCAACAGGGAGUUCCGACAAGGGGACAUAUAUCAAGCUUCCGGAAGGGUACAGAGAUAUCUGUCCCAAGAUAGCUAUUAAUGAGCGCAGAGAGGCAAACCUUGCGAAUAUUACCUUGUAG